This is a messenger RNA of Clunio marinus, 309 nucleotides long. The record is from the annotation of a GenBank genome assembly. Lineage: Eukaryota; Metazoa; Arthropoda; Insecta; Diptera; Chironomidae.
AUGACUGAUGAAGAUGGAAAUCAAGGAAAUAUUUCAAAGCAUUUCUUUCCAGAAACGAUGCAACGAAAAAUUAUGUCACAUGAAAAUUUAGAAUUUCAAAUGUCGAUUCAUGUAUCAACCUAUCCUCCUGCAACUCUGGCUUUUUGCGUAAUGGAACGCGAAAGUUUUAUGAUGUGGAAUAAUCAAUCACAAAAAUAUUUCAUAAACAAGUGCCAUACGCUCAAAUGUCAAGACUUUCGUAAAAUGUUCCAACAAAUCCAAAUGUUUUGUGGUUUCACUUUUCCGAUUGAAAUAAUUCUAUGUCGUUGA